ACCGACUGAACUCUUCCGCAGAAAAGGGGAGACCGAACCCCUGCUUGCCUCUUCCUCUUUUAUGUUUCGAAUCUAGUCAUGUGAUAUCGUCCGACCGUUGUUUGCUUCCUCCUCGCCACUUCUUACCCUCUCCACCUUCUCUUCUCUUUCUCUCCGUUAGCGCGUGCCAGUGGGCCGAAGGAGUGGGGGAGAGUUCUUGAUCGCCGCCAUUGAUGGUGGGUCCGUACUCCUCCUCCUCGUCGAGGGGGCGGAGCAGCUCCCCCUUCGGUCACCGGAAGCCGCCCUCCACCUCCUACUCCUCCUCCUCGUCCACCUCCUCCUUCGCGAACGGUCGCCUGAUCCCCCGGUCCUCCCCGUCCUCGGUGUCAUCCCACUUCUAUGGGUCCUCCUCCAAUGGAGGAUUUUCCAGAUCCGUGACCCCGACUCGCGGCCGCGCGGAGUACUCUAAGGCGCGGGUGGCACCGGCCGGGUUCUCGGCCGAGGAGCUGGUGGUCGAGCCUGCGGACUCCGGGGGAUCUGGGGAUAGCAUCUCCGUGACCGUCAGGUUUCGGCCUAUGAGUGACCGUGAGUUUAAGCAAGGAGAUGAGAUGGCUUGGUAUGCUGAUGGGGAUAAGAUAGUCCGUAGCGAGUACAGUCCAUCCACAUUUUAUGCAUUUGACAGAGUUUUUGGUCCUUCCACAACUACUCAAGUAGUUUAUGAUGUUUCUGCUCGGCCUAUAGUCAAAGCUGCGAUGGAGGGCAUCAAUGGUACGGUUUUUGCCUAUGGUGUGACUAGUAGUGGCAAGACCCACACAAUGCAUGGGGAUCCCAAGACUCCUGGUAUUAUACCACUGGCCAUCAAGGAUGUCUUCAGCAUAAUUCAAGAUACCCCAGGAAGAGAGUUUUUACUCCGUGUAUCAUACCUUGAAAUUUACAAUGAGGUUAUUAAUGACUUGCUUGAUCCCACUGGACAAAAUCUGCGUGUAAGAGAAGAUGCUCAGGGUACUUAUGUUGAAGGUAUAAAGGAUGAAGUUGUUUUAUCUCCAGGACAUGCACUUUCUUUUAUUGCCGCUGGUGAAGAACAUCGUCAUGUUGGUUCUAACAAUUUUAACCUGUUCAGUAGUAGAAGUCACACAAUUUUUACCUUGAUGAUUGAAAGCAGCGCUCAUGGUGAUGAAUAUGAUGGAGUGAUGUAUUCUCAACUUAAUCUUAUUGAUCUAGCCGGAUCUGAGAGUUCAAAAACCGAGACAACUGGUCUGAGAAGGAAGGAAGGAUCUUACAUCAACAAAAGCCUUUUAACUCUUGGAACAGUUAUUGGAAAGCUUAGUGAGCGGAGAGCUUCUCAUAUUCCUUAUCGUGAUUCCAAAUUGACUCGACUUCUUCAGUCUUCAUUGAGUGGCCAUGGGCUUAUAUCGCUCAUUUGUACAGUUACACCUGCAUCUAGUAGCAUGGAGGAAACUCAUAACACAUUAAAGUUCGCAAGUAGGGCAAAACGAGUUGAAAUUUAUGCUUCUCGUAACAGGAUUAUUGAUGAAAAGUCAUUAAUUAAAAAGUAUCAGAAAGAAAUAUCUAGCUUAAAGCAAGAACUUGAGCAGCUAAAGAAAGGAAUGCUAAGUGGAGCUAGCCAGGAGGAAAUCAUGAUCUUGCGCCAGCAGCUUGAGGAAGGUCAAGUGAAGAUGCAAUCCCGUUUAGAGGAGGAAGAGGAAGCCAAAGCUGCUUUGAUGAGUAGAAUACAGAGGCUGACCAAGCUGAUACUUGUUUCUACCAAGAACACUAUCCCUGGUUGUUUAACUGAUUUACCUCGGCAUCAGCGCCAUCUUUCCUUAGGGGAGGAUGAUAAACUGGAUAUACUCCAUCAGAGUUCUCCACAUUUUGAAAGUGAAAGCACCCUGAAUGAUGCAAUGACUUCUUCUCUGUCAGAUUCAUUUGAUACAUUAUCUGAUGUUAAAAGUCGAAGACAUUCAAGCAAGUUGAGUGAAGAACAUUCGCCAGUCAAUAGUUCAGUCACAGAUCCAAUGCAGACAAGGAUCAUGAUGUCGGAUGAAAUGGAUCUCCUGGCCGAACAAGUAAAGAUGCUUGCUGGUGAAAUUGCAUUUGGUACAAGUACACUAAAGCGAUUGAUGGAGCACUCCGCAAAUGAUCCAGAUGGCACAAAGAUUCAAAUCGAGAAAUUGGAGCAUGAAAUCCAUGAGAAACAAAAACGAAUGAGGUUGUUGGAACAACGCAUUAUCGAGAACAGUGAAGCUUCCAAGGGAAAUUCCUCAAUGGUUGAUAUGCAGCAGACUGUAAUGAGAUUAAUGACUCAGUGCAACGAGAAGGGUUUUGAGCUAGAGUUAAAAUCAGCUGAUAACCGUAUCCUCCAAGACCAGCUUCAACAGAAGUGCUCUGAGAUCAAGGAUCUGGAAGAUAAAGUGCUUCUUCUACAACAACAGCUGAAUUCAUUCAAGUCUGAACAACUGCAUGAAGAAUUCGUCACAGAAGAAAUCAGUGAUAUGAAGAGUAAACUUCAAUCUCAGGAGGCUGAGAAUGAGAAACUAAAUCUUGAACAUCUUCGAAUGAUUGAGGAGAACCAUAGCUUGCUUUCCCAGAAUAAAAAAUUAGCUGAAGAAGCAUCUUAUGCAAAAGAGUUGGCAUCUGCUGCUGCUGUUGAACUCAAGAAUUUGGCCGAGGAAGUGACAAAACUUUCAUUACAAAAUGCAAGACAAGCUAAAGAGUUAUUGGCUGCUCAAGAUUUAUCUGGCCAUUCAAAAACUGCUAAUGGUACCAUACGUAGGUUUCCUGAAAACAAGAUAGAUGGGAUCAAACUAGGAAGAAGAAGUCGGCCUCCUAGUAGAAGUGGUGAUUUUGGAAACACAGUAUUUAAUGAUGUGGAAAACUGGAAUCUUGAUCUAGAUGGCAUAAGGAUGGAAUUGCAGGCCAGGAAACAAAAGGAAGCUGCUUUAGAAACUGCUUUAGCUGAAAAAGAGCAUCUGGAGGAAGAAUACAAGAGAAAACUUGAAGAUGGAAAGAAGCGAGAAAUGUCAUUGGAAAAUGACUUGGCUGGCAUGUGGGUGCUUGUUGCCAAGUUGAAAAAAGGUGCUUUUGGAUCCUUGGGGUUGAAUUCUGAUCAAAGAUCUACCAAUCCUGUUGAUCUUAUGGAUGACCUCAAAUUGAGCAAUGAUAAACACAAUUGUUCUCUUCAUCAAAGAAGACAAACAACGGAUAGUUUUGUAAAGCCAAAUAAUGAACAAUCGAAUCAAAAUCAAGAAUUGGAACCUUUGCUUGUUCGUUUGAAGGCCAAGAUUCAGGAGAUGAAGGAAAGAGAAAUUGAUUCUUCGGGGAAUGGGGACAAAAAUUCUCAUGUUUGUAAAGUAUGCUUCGAAGCUCCAACUGCUGCAGUACUUCUUCCUUGUCGACACUUCUGCUUGUGUAAACCUUGCUCGCUUGCCUGCUCAGAGUGCCCCCUUUGCCACACUAAGAUUGCUGAUCGCAUCAUUACCUUCACAACGUGAGUAGUGGCCCUCCUAUUUACAGGUCAACUACCAUGUAGCGUUGUCUGUAUAAAAACUUUUCGUCCUAUUCUUUAUCAGUUUUUAGAAGGUACAUGCUCCGUUAUUUGUGGCUACCUUGUGAGAACUGUAAUUCUUUUCAUUUCUCUCAAGGCCAUAUGCCUUGUAUCUCUCCAUAUCUCUCUCCAUCUUGUUUAAAGUGCAAGGAGCUUAAUGUUCAACAAACAAGUACGAGGUGAGCCCCCUGGAAGUCAACGAAAUCAUCUAGAUGAAGUAUACAAAGAAAACAUGCAUGGGAAACUGCUUGUUCCCAUAUGAUUUUAGCACCUGCUUAUUUCCUGUCCCUAUUUGUAAUUUCUUAAAUCAUCAGAGUAUAGUUGGGAAUUCAAUGAACAGUGUAAAUGAUUUUAAAUGGAAAUGACAUUAGUGGUUCUUGCCACAGUGUUGUAACAUUAUUAUCUCAAUCUGAAGUAACCUACUUUUUUGAGAGGUAA
Musa acuminata subsp. malaccensis (wild Malaysian banana) is the source of this 3961-nucleotide messenger RNA. Its product is annotated as kinesin-like protein KIN-7K, chloroplastic. Gene Ontology annotation, biological process: microtubule-based movement. Lineage: Eukaryota; Viridiplantae; Streptophyta; Magnoliopsida; Zingiberales; Musaceae. Gene Ontology annotation, molecular function: microtubule binding; ATP binding; microtubule motor activity. The record is from RefSeq and is a predicted model, not a curated record.